Messenger RNA from Cyprinodon tularosa, 1510 nucleotides. Its product is annotated as tctex1 domain-containing protein 1-B-like. The record is from RefSeq and is a predicted model, not a curated record. The coding region runs from base 190 to 789 and encodes 199 amino acids. Gene Ontology annotation, cellular component: cytoplasm; cytoplasmic dynein complex. Gene Ontology annotation, molecular function: dynein intermediate chain binding. The transcript is spliced from 5 exons. Gene Ontology annotation, biological process: microtubule-based movement. Lineage: Eukaryota; Metazoa; Chordata; Actinopteri; Cyprinodontiformes; Cyprinodontidae.
UCAUGGUUGCUAUGACUACCGUAGCGUCUUCACGUAAGGACAAUCAUUUUAAUCGGCUAGUAUUAGCCUACUCUACAUGCUGUAAAUAUUCAAACUAUUACAUUUGAGAUCGUGUGUGAAGUUUGAAGAGGAUAUAGCCUUGGAUACGAGCCACUGAGUAAUUUUCCAGGUUAAUCUGAUGAAGAAGUGAUGGCGGAUCUACUUAGAGACAAACGAGAGAAACAAGAAAAGAAAGUUGAUAAAAUGCCUGCAGAUGGAACCAGGGACAAAGAAAAAGCCGGUGGAACUGAGGACCCUAUGAUCACUGCUUAUGGUUUGGAUGAGCAAGGGAACCAUGAAGAUUUCCAUGCUGCAGAGAUGGAUCCCACCCAUCAACUGGGUAAAUUAACCCAUCACUGGUGCCUUGGUAUCCAUAACAUAAGAAGCAUUUUUGUGUUUGUGUGUGUUUGUGUGCACACAGGUCCCUCUAAACCGUUUCCCGUCACUGACGUCUUAAAAAUACUGAAGGAAGAAAUCGACAACAAGCUUCAAGGAGAAAAAUAUGAAGUACAGCGCAGUCGAGAACUGACCCUAACUCUCUGUGAAGUGAUAAAGAACCGUGUGAAGCAGCUUCAGAUCCCCAGAUACAGAAUUGUGGUCAAAGUCCACAUCGGCCAGAUCAUCGGGCAGGGGAUACAAACCAGAAGCGGCUUUCUGUGGGACCCGUCCACCGACACCUUCGCAUCUCACUCCUUUCAAAACGAUUCUCUGUUCUGCUGUGCCGCUGUAUUCGCCGUCUAUUUUGAGUAACUCACAGGAAAUCUGUCAUUCGUCAGUAAUUUGUUUCUCUUGGUUAAAUUGUGAAAAUUAAAGAAGAACUUAGGACAAACAUUCAUGAUGCUUUUUUAAUUCUCUGCUUAGAAAGGUAAAUCAUAGAAUUACAGAAACCUUUUUGGACUCAAAUGUUGACAUUUUAGAGCGACAGCGUCCUCUCUAGCACAGCAUGGACAGCUCACUUCUUCUGCAGCCUUUUUGACAGCAUGUUGUUAUCAGAGCUUGGUCCUGGUCCCUCCGAUGAUAAUCCACUGGAGCAUCACUUGCCUUCAGGAAGUCUGUCUCUUCUUGGUUUUCUGCCCCAAAAACUGUUGAAGAACAGAAAUAAAUCAAAGUUAAAGUUUAGAUCUGAGCUAAAACAUCAGUUUAUCAAGCUGAUUGUCACGUACCGUCUGGCAAGAACCCCGUCUCCUCCAGCUGUCUUCUCCAUCUGGACGCCCCACAGGUGAACACCAAAGCUCGCACCAGGGCCCGGCCACAGAGCCUCAGCGAGUUCCUCUUCUCCUGAGCCUGAACGUGUGCCGCACACAGCACGCAGAGCAAUACAGCGGCAAGCUGGAGCGAUGAUCUCAUGUUGUUCAUCUUCAGUCUACACCUGUCCUGGCCAGCCGUUAUAAAUACAGCCUCCACCAAGCCUUCCUCUGUAAAAAAAACAUUUGUUAUCUUUGGAAAUCAUCUUGUGCUUUUACCAAGCGGA